UGAUAGGACCACAGCCAGCAGCCAGUUCAGAUCCUCAGCAUCGCUACUCGAAGCGUCAGCUCCCAUCCGAGCGGACCUGGCCAAGCUGCCCGGGUCUUCACUGACCAGCAGCGGGCUCUCUGCCGCAUUUCUGGGGUGUAACCAGGCUUUGAGAGAGUGCAGCCCAUGUGUAUUUGUACACUUGUGUGUUUGCGGGCAUAAGGACGGGAGGACCGAGCGAUGUCUUCGCCGAGUUUCACAAACCUGAACAGCUCCGUCAGCUACAGCCAGAACUCGACGCCGAAUGGUGGAGCUGCGCCCCCCUACCAGAAUGGUCCAGCGCAGACAUACCAAUCCAUGUAUUCAGCUACAGGCUGCUAUGGAGCCCCUCCUCAGCAACAGAGCUAUCCCACCAUCCCUGCCCACUCCGCUCCUGCUCCCACCAAAGCACCCAUUACGAACAGUGCCCAUAGUGCUAACUACUACCAGAGCAACCAUCAGCAGCAGCACCACCACCACAUCCUCCCUCAGCAUCAUGUAGCACCCUCCCCAUACAGUGCUCCCAUGAGCUCUGUCCCUCCUUCUCAGCCCUAUGCCACCCCCCCCUCUUCAGGACCACCACCAUCAAACAUCCAGUACAACCAGCAGCAGCAACAUCCACCAUAUGCCACUCCGGGUUCCUACUAUGGACAGCAGUCUUACCACACUCCCCCAGUACAGCAUCCCCGACACCAGCAGCAGCACCAGCAGCAGAAGCAGCAGCCCAGUGCGGUGCUUGCGCCAGCUGGUGGCCCUGGAGUGCCCCUCUACCCUAUUGUUUCAUACCCAUCUCCACCAGGAAGUAGCCAGUAUGGCACCCUGAGUUCCUCCCAGAGCACCUCCACUCCUGGUGUCAUGCCUACUCAGGUGGGCGCCCCCCUUCAUCAGUACAGCACCUCUCAGCCAGCCUCCACAACAGCGAUGCAGCCUGGGUAUAGUGUGGCUCCACCCAGUCAGCUGGUGCCUGCAGUUAAUGGGCAAGGAAACACAGUCCACCAACACUAUGGCCAAAGCCAUCAGACAUCUCUGGGCUAUGACUCCUAUGGCGGGGCCACUCACAGCAGUGGUGGCACUGAUGUAGACCGCCCACCCUCAGGAACCCCCUCCACUUCAGUUCAUUCCUCGCCGGGCCGCCACCAAGGCAUGCAGUAUGGAUAUGUUGCUAAUAGUGGAGCUAGCGCUGCCUCUGCCACCACCUCAGGUCCGGCCACAGCCCCCUCGUCAUCCAGCUCUGAUGAUGAUGAUGAUGAUGAGGAGGAGGAUGAGGAAGCAGGUGGUGACACUUCCUCUUCCUCCACUGGCAGCGCCUCUCCGGUGCCCAACAGCUAUGAUUCCCUGGAAGGAGGUAACUAUCCAGAUUCCAUGCCGCCUUCCAACAAUAUGACCAACCAGGCUGCUCCCUAUGGUAGCUAUGGUUACCCUAGCAUGCAGUCAGCCUAUCGACAGGGGCCAGCCUCCCACACUGAGUCUUCCCCUUCCCAUGACCUGUAUGGCCAGUCGAGCUACAAGCAAUACUCCCAGCCAUUCCCAAACCUGUCCCAGCUCUCUGCAGCCCUCGGGGGGCUGAGCGGGGUGCCAGAGCUGGAGGUGGAAGCCCUGAGGCCUGUUAACCUGCUGCAGGAGAGGAACCUGCUGCCCCCGAGGCCUCUCGAAGCCCCCGAACCCAACCUCAGUCCUGAGCUCAAGAAGGUCAACUGUAGUCCGCAGACAUUCAGGUGUACCCUGACUAGCAUCCCUCAGACCCAGGCUUUACUCAACAAGGCCAGGCUCCCUCUGGGCCUCCUCCUCCACCCCUUCAGAGACUUACAGCAGCUGCCUGUGAUCACAUCAAACACGAUAGUGCGCUGUCGCUCCUGUCGCACCUACAUCAACCCGUUUGUCACCUUCCUGGACCAGCGCAGGUGGAAGUGCAAUCUCUGUUACCGGGUCAAUGAUGUUCCUGAUGAGUUUAUGUACAACCCGGUCACUAGGUCAUAUGGUGAGCCCCACAAGAGACCGGAGGUCCAAAACUCCACUGUGGAGUUCAUUGCCUCCUCUGAUUACAUGCUGCGACCUCCUCAGCCAGCAGUCUACCUGUUUGUUCUCGAUGUGUCUCACAAUGCUGUGGAGGCGGGCUACCUUAAGUACUUCUGUGAAUCGCUUCUGGAGAACCUGGAUAAGUUGCCUGGGGAUACACGCACCAAAGUGGGCUUCCUCACCUUCGACAACACCAUCCACUUCUACAACCUGCAAGAGGGACUGUCCCAGCCCCAGAUGCUGGUGGUGUCAGACAUAGACGAUGUCUUCAUACCGUCCCAUGACAGUCUAAUGGUGAACCUAAAGGAAAGCAAGGAGCUGGUGAAGGACCUGCUGACAUCGCUGCCGGCCAUGUUCAGCCAGAGCAGAGAGACCCACAGCGCCCUCGGCCCGGCGCUGCAAGCCGCCUUCAAGCUCAUGUCGGCCACCGGGGGCCGCGUCACAGUAUUUCAGACCCAGCUGCCGACACUGGGUGCUGGUGCGCUGCACUCAAGGGAAGACCCCAACCAGCGCUCGAGCACAAAGGGAGUCGUGCACCUCGGCCCGGCCACAGACUUCUAUAAGAAACUCGCCCUCGACUGCUCGGGUCAACAAAUUGGGGUGGAUCUUUUUCUGCUCAGCUCCCAGUAUGCUGACCUCGCAUCGCUGUCAUGUAUGUCCAAGUAUUCAGCGGGCAGCAUCUUUUACUACCCCUCCUUCCAUUACAUCCACAACCCAGCUCAGCUGGAGAAGUUCCAGAGAGAUCUGGAGCGCUACCUUACCAGGAAGAUCGGGUUUGAGGCGGUCAUGAGAAUACGAUGCACUAAAGGUUUAUCCAUCCAUACGUUCCACGGUAACUUCUUUGUUCGCUCCACCGACCUGCUGUCCCUGGCCAAUGUGAACCCAGACUCGGCCUUCGCUGUCCAGAUGUCAAUCGAAGACUCUCUUGCAGACUCAUCUUUGGCCUGCUUCCAGGCUGCUCUGCUCUACACGUCCAGUAAAGGAAAGAGAAGAAUCCGGGUCCACACCCUGUGUCUGCCUGUGGUCAACCAGCUGAGUGAUGUGUAUGCUGGAGCUGAUGUUCAGGCCAUCACUUGUCUGCUGGCCAACAUGGCUAUCGACCGGUCGAUAUCGUCCAGUCUGUCGGAUGCCCGUGACGCCCUGGUGAAUGCUGUGGUAGAUUUGGUGAGCGCCUACAAGAGCAACGUGUCGAACCUGCCGCACUCGGGCGUGGUCGUCCCCGCCGCCUUGCGCCUCUUCCCUGUUUACAUCCUCGCCCUGCUGAAACAGAAAGCCUUGCGGACGGGCACCAGCACGCGGCUGGACGAGCGGGUCUUCGCCAUGUGCGAGUUCAAGACGCAGCCGCUGCAGCAGCUAAUGCGAAUGGUUCAUCCUGACUUGUACCGGCUGGACAACAUGUCUGACAAGGGGUCGCUGCAUCUGAACGACACGGUGGUUCCCCAGCCUCAUCUGCUUCACCUGUCUGCUGAGGGGCUGAGCAGAGAUGGAGCUUUCCUCAUGGACUGUGGCCAUGUGUUUUAUCUGUGGAUCGGCAAAUGCUGCAACGAGAUGUUCAUCCGAGAUGUUCUGGGCUGCCCCAGCUAUGCUUCAAUACCCCCCAACAUGAGUCACAUUCCAGAGCUGGAGACUCCUCUGUCUGAGAGAGUGCGAGCGUUCCUCGACUGGCUGCAGGACAACAGAGCGUUCAGCUCCACGAUGCACGUGGUCAAGGACGACGCUUCGGCUAAAGCAACUUUCUUCCAGCAGCUGGUGGAGGAUCAGUCCGAGUCGGCCUCUUCCUACUAUGAAUUCCUGCAGAACAUUCAGCAGCAAACAUCCAAAUAGGCUCCCAUCGCACAGAGAAGAACCUCAGCCACUAGAAUCCUCAAACCAGAGUGAGAAGAAGGAUUUACGGCCUCGUAGAGUGAAAACUAGCGUUAGCCAAUGAUGGACACCAGUCGCUCCUUCAGACCAGUUUUAGCGAGGUGGGUUAACUCCUGUUCCUCCAAAAGAGUCUUAUUAAACAGUUCCACCCUCGAAGCUCAUUGGUCAGCCAGGAUUUGACCAUCAGAAGGUGAGGAGGGGGACAGUUUUAGGAAAGAAUUAUAGUACAAAAAUGGAUAAAUGAACCACUGGUUAAAAUGAAUUGCUGAAAACGCUCCUCCAGCGUCUCCUUGCUGCCUCUUAACCACAGUCAAACCUCCAUUUAGUCUGUCGUCAAGUCCAUUGCUGUUGGGAAAAGAAGAGGAACGAAUAGCCAAGAAGAUGCCACUUCAACACGUUUGAGUUUGUUUUGUUUUUCGUGAGCCUCACAUGUAGCUAGUGCUGUUUUCUUUGUUUGAUUUUAUAAUUUAUUCCCCUCCUCAGUCCUGCAGCUUUAUUUUAAGACUGUUUUGAAUACACUGGAGAACAGAAACAGACAUUCCUUCUCUUCUUUUUCGGCAUGCACUCCGAAAACCGAAACGCAUGUCACCGUUUGAUCGUUUGCUGUUAGUCAGGGGACAGCUGUCAGUGUAACAGGAAUAUAAUUGGACAGCGGUUGGAUGUUGAAAACCCCCGUGUUGGCUCCUCUGCUGUGCCAGCUCCCUUUGUCGAGAUCAGACUCCACCGCAGUCAACAAUCUUUUCCUCAUUUGGUUUAUUUUUUUCCAGGCGCUAAAUGAAGUUGCUAUCCACUUUGUAACUAUUGAAAAUAAUCUUUUAUGUGCGAUAAUUUAUGAACCAGCUUAUUAAAUAAAAACCAAAACCAAA
Scatophagus argus is the source of this 4763-nucleotide messenger RNA. RefSeq names its product SEC24 homolog B, COPII coat complex component (gene sec24b). The transcript is spliced from 24 exons. Lineage: Eukaryota; Metazoa; Chordata; Actinopteri; Scatophagidae. Gene Ontology annotation, cellular component: COPII vesicle coat; endoplasmic reticulum exit site. Gene Ontology annotation, biological process: intracellular protein transport; COPII-coated vesicle cargo loading; endoplasmic reticulum to Golgi vesicle-mediated transport. The coding region runs from base 220 to 3858 and encodes 1212 amino acids. Gene Ontology annotation, molecular function: zinc ion binding; SNARE binding. The record is from RefSeq and is a predicted model, not a curated record.